AUACCUGGGUCCCCCGAACUGAGAUCACUCGGAAAGCUCCCAUCGACGAGGAACACGAGGAAAUCAUCACUGCAUCCCUUCGCCCAGUCGUCGGGGGCUGCUUCUUUCUCAUUUCCUGUGGAAACCCUGAGAAUAAAAUAGUACAACGUGCUCUAAAAGGACAAAAGUCACUCGAUGCUUAGCACACUCCCCGGAAGCCGAGCUAACCCAGCGGGGACUCCCAGGCUCUUCGGCGGCCACAGCGCCUCCCACAACCCCUCCCUCCGAUUUCGGUGGCCGCAUUCCCUUUAUCUCCUCCCGUCCAAGCCCCGCUGCUACAAGGAGCGCAAUCCCUGCAGUCCCGGCCCCGCGGAGGGCUCCGGUCUCUCCAGACCUCGGCCGGUCAGGGCCUCCCGGCCCCCUACGGAGCUUCGUAACCGCCCCGGAGCGGGGACCGACGCCGCGGGCUGGGCCGGUGGCAGCGGCCAGGGCUGGCUCGCGUCGCUCUGCGGGCGGGGAGUCGGCGACCCGCAGGAGGGGAGAGUGGGUUCCCCUCGGACGGGACACAACACGGGUCUCACCCCUCCCUCCGAUUUCGGUGACCGCAUUCCCUUUGUCUCCUCCCGUCCAAGCCCCGCUGCUACAAGGAGCGCAAUCCCUACAGUCCCGGCCCCGCGGAGGGCUCCGGUCUCUCCAAACCUCGGCCGGUCAGGGCCUCCCGGCCCCCUACGGAGCGUCAGUAACCGCCGGAGCGGCCCGACGCCGCGGGCUGGGCCGGUGGCAGCGGAGGCCGCGGCCAGGGCCGGGAGUCGGCGACCCGCAGGUGGGGAGAGUGGGUUCCCCUCAGACGGGACACAACACGGGUCUCAACUCGCUUCCCACCAUCUUGGGCGGAAGCAGCCCGGAAACGCAUGGCCGACCGGAAGUGUGCCCUUACCAUCGAGACAGCAGCUCGAGGGCCGUCCUCGACUUUGA
This is a messenger RNA of Galeopterus variegatus (Sunda flying lemur), 954 nucleotides long. RefSeq names its product collagen alpha-2(I) chain-like. The coding region runs from base 175 to 954 and encodes 259 amino acids. The transcript is spliced from 2 exons. NCBI's taxonomy places the organism in Eukaryota, Metazoa, Chordata, Mammalia, Dermoptera, Cynocephalidae. The record is from RefSeq and is a predicted model, not a curated record.